CACUGUGUUCUGCGUUAGGUCCUUUGCUGUGCUGUUAUCAGCAAUGAAACUAAAAUUACUACAUUUGUAACAAAUACAUAUCAGUGAACUGAUACCACAUGUCAUUUUAAUACUUAACAUGUUAAGUAAUGAGCUUUAGAAGUGCUGGUAGUAGGACUUUUCUCACGUUUUGGACAGUGCCAGGCUAGCUGUUUCCAGUCUUUAUGCUAAGCUAAGCUAAGCUAACUGUCUGCUGGCUUCAGCUUCUUACUCAGUUUAUAGACAUGAGAUUGGUAUCCAUCUUUUCAUCUAACUCUCAGCAAAGAAAGCAAUAAAAGUAUAUCUCAAAAUGACAAACAAUUUUUUUAAACCAAGGUCCACUUAUUAGAAUUCUUCUGGAACUUUCAGCCAAAACCCAUGUCCUUCAUCAUCAGAUGGAGUUUGCUUGCUAUCAUUGAGAUGGUUCAGAUGUCAUCACUUAAAAAUGGCUUCCACAAAACCAUCUGAGUGAAACAGUGGUGACCAGUCAUUUGUUGUGCAGUGGAGGUUUGUAGUAGUGUUGCUGUAAAACCACACACCUCUGUCAUAUAUAAAGGGUGGGUUGUCAGCAGACACACUCACAUGAAGAGAUUAGAGAUUCACUGCUCACUGCUCACUGUCAGCAAUGGAAAUGUCCUCAGUCCUCCUCGUGUGCAUCUUGGUGACAUGUUCAGUCUGGACAGUCCAUGGGAGAUGCGUUGAGAUUAACACUGAUGAUCAGUUGGAGGGGGAUGUGGACCUCUCCGUGGACGCCAGAAAGUUUCCAGGUCUGUGUUGGGCGUGCAAGUGGGCUUUAAACAAGGUGAAGAGAGUCAUUGGACCAAACACCACCUCAGAGAGCGUGAAGGCAAAGUUGCAGGUGAUCUGCAAUGAAAUUGGCCUCUUAAAAGAUCUGUGCCGCAAAUUUGUGAGUAAACACCUUGGAGAAUUAAUCGAGGAGGUCACAACCACUGAUGAUGUGAGGACGAUCUGUGUGAACACCAGAGCCUGCAAUAUUUCUGAUGUUCUCUCUUUAGACCAAAGGAGCUGAUGGACCCGCUCGUUUAUCCAGGAGACGAAGAUUCAUCAACUGAAUUUAAUGAAUUUCCCUGACUUUGUAUGCAUGAAUAAAAAUCAAGCCACAUUUAAUUCGUAAGAAAAAAACAUGAACCAUGGGUGUAUUGUGGUAGUGAGUGACCGGCCACACACUCAGAGAUUUAAAAUAGCAUGAUCAAAGAUCAUUAAGCUUUCUUUUUGUUAUUGCAUUUACUUUGUGUUGCAUUUUUUCUUGUACCAUUAUUUAGCUUGCAAUGCUUUUAAUGUUAAUUUCCACUUCUGUGUCUGUACACAGUUGAUUCCAAUAA
Messenger RNA from Xiphias gladius (swordfish), 1361 nucleotides. It is a transcript of the gene nkl.4, whose product is annotated as NK-lysin tandem duplicate 4. Lineage: Eukaryota; Metazoa; Chordata; Actinopteri; Istiophoriformes; Xiphiidae. The transcript has 5 exons. Gene Ontology annotation, biological process: defense response to bacterium. Bases 644 to 1048 code for a protein of 134 amino acids. The record is from RefSeq and is a predicted model, not a curated record.